This is a messenger RNA of Marchantia polymorpha subsp. ruderalis, 519 nucleotides long. NCBI's taxonomy places the organism in Eukaryota, Viridiplantae, Streptophyta, Marchantiopsida, Marchantiales, Marchantiaceae. The record is from the annotation of a GenBank genome assembly.
AUGAGCACCGGUUGGUCGCCUCGCCCUUGGCACAAUUCGUCUUUUUGGUCGUCGUUGACCAUGCCGUUGGAGGGCCCAAAGAGUGGACUGGACUGGACUCUUGCAUACGGAGAGAUCCUACUCUGCAGGCUGGCCGGCUUUUUCUGGGCCUGGGCUUCCAUUGGCUGGCCUGGGGUAGUUUCGCAGCUCGACUCGGCCGGGGGAGCAGAGGGCAGAUGGUGGAUGGAGGGUUGGGGUGUUGUGGGUGUGAAGUGGGAAGGGGCAGUGUUUCAACGGCGCGAAGGGGAUGCCUUGUCGAAGAGCCCCAACCCAAACGGGGCUCUGCGACAAACGCACGUAGGCAGGAUAUCUAUGGUCGGGUUUACGUUCCACAAGGCCACUUUCUGUCCUCCUCCCUCGGCCCUCGCUCUUCUCCCGGGGUGUCCGAGAUCCCAUCCCAUCCCAUCCCAUCCCACCCCACCCCAUCCCCUGCCCCCCUCGACGGGUCUUCGCCUCUCCUUCCAGCGUCCUCUUCUUUAG